Molecule: messenger RNA, 435 nt
Organism: Triticum turgidum subsp. durum (durum wheat)
Lineage: Eukaryota; Viridiplantae; Streptophyta; Magnoliopsida; Poales; Poaceae
Source: the annotation of a GenBank genome assembly
AUGCUGACGCUGGCGCGCGCCCCUCUCCGCUGCCUCUUGCUAUCCUCGCCCCCAGCCUUGUCGCUCUGCUCCCCCUACAUGACUGUAGGCCACCGCAGCGUCGGUGGCGGCGUCUCGCCCCUUCUCCUGAUGCUCUCUACUUGCCCCUCGGCGUGGCGUGUCGGCGAGGGCUUCCCGGCCGCAGGGGCACCAAGCGGGGCCUCCUCGCGAGGCAGGAGCUUCUAUGCCCACCCCGUCAGCAUGGACGACGAGGCGCCCUCCAGCUCCGCCGCCGGUAGCGUCUACGACCUGGCCGUGCGUUACCUCACCGUGGAUGAAAUUGCCAACGCUGCAAAUCUUGACGAGAUCUCCAUAACCAGCAUAUAUGCACACUGGGAGGACGUGGGCUUGAGCAUUUCGAAUGCUGCAAGCUCAAAUUUAGUUAAGCUUGACUGA